AGUUCUGCAGGCGGAGGCGGCUGGGCCGCCCGCAGCGGGGGGAGUCUGGGACGGGACUAGAGGAGACGCGACGCAGGCUCGGGUAUUGCUGUAGCUAGUAAAAUGCUUUAGUGAGUGUGUCGGGGAACAGAGGAAUGUUGUCAAUCAAGGAAGCCUAUUUAAGCUAAAACACUGAGAAUGGAGUCUAAACCUUCAAGGAUUCCUCGAAGGAUAUCAGUUCAACCCUCCAGUUCCUCCUCUUUAAGUGCUAGAACAUUGUCUGGAAGCAGAGGAAGCAGUUUAACUGAUGCAUAUCAUACAAGAGAAUCUUCACUGAGACUGGAUUCUGGAUGUCAGGAAUCCAGUCUGUUGCAUAGUUCCAGUAGAGACUGGGGAAUUGGAGAAAGAGGAGAAGCUCAUGAAACUCCUUGGAAGCUUACUAGUUCCUCUCCAACUCACUACUCGGGGACACUUGAUCGUCCAUGGUCUGGAAGAUUUUUGGGAAGCAGAAGCAGAUUGUCUACAUCCUCCUCCUCUCCUCUUUCAUCUACUUGGUAUGGUGAAUCUGAGAGAACUCAGGGAGCGUACUCAAGACUACAUAACCAGCAGCGGGAUAGUGAUUCAAAGAGACCUAAGCUUUCCUAUACAUCUACCUCUUCUGUGAGAAGUAAUGGCUUAAAUGCAGUUUCAGAUUCCUCAUGGAGGUAUAAUCAAGUUCCUAGAUCUUCGUCAGUGGUACUCAGUUCUCUGGGAACUGAGCUAGUGAGAGAGAGGAGAGAGCUAGAAAGGAGAACAGAUCCAUCUGUUAGUAGUCUUGUGGAUUAUAGUCACAGGAGUGGUGACUUUACAUCUUCAGCAUAUCUUCAGGAUAGACCUGCCUCUUCAUAUGCACAGGGAGCAAGACCAAAAGAUAAUUCAUUGAGCACUUUGAGGCUGAAUACAUCCAUGAACCGCCAGUUGCCUUCUGAACAUGAUUCAUCUUUAUUCUCCGGAGUCUCUAGCAGAAGCUCUUCAAGAUCUAACUAUUCUACAAGGGAAAUGGAAUCUUCUCAAAGGAAUAUACAGCCAGAGUUUACCCACAUUGCCAUUAGAGAUGAAAUUCCCUCCACAAGCAGCACUGAAAGGGUUGCGUCUCAAAGGUCACUCAGUGAGCCUCCAGCAGAUACUGAAGGAAGGCGUACAACUAGACAAUUACUAUCUCGUUUAGCUUCUAGUAUGUCAUCUACAUUUUUCUCACGGAGGUCUAGCCAAGACUCAUUAAAUGCAAGAUCAUCAGAUUCUGAAGAUUCAUGUGUUGUCCCAAGAGUUCAAACUUCUACCCACUCUAGCACUAAUGCAACUGCACGUCCUGAAGUUCCAGGCAUUCAGACACCUGAAGCUUCUCAGGGAUUUAGCUUUCUUAGACGAAGAUGGGGCUUAUCAGGUGUUUCACAGAAUCAUAGUUCUGAUUCAGAUGCUGAAAGUUACAGACAAGAGCCUGAAAGUAGAAAUACAGGAUCCUGGUUAUCGUCAUCUCUAAGAAAUAGAUGUACACCUCUGUUCUCCAGAAGAAGGCGAGAAGGAAGAGAUGAAUCUGCAAGAACCUCUACCUCUGAAACACCUGCUAGAUCACUACACCUCUUUAGGAGAAGAGAGUCUAGCGAAGAGACUCCUCUUGAAGCACAGAGCAGCUCCCCUGGGGCUGCUGCCAACAGACCACCAACACCAGCAGUAUCUAGCAGUCCUACAACUACUGCUUCCACACCAGAUUCAGCUCACAGUAGAAGUAGUUCUGGAAUAUCAGGAAUUCUUCCCGGCUCUUUAUUCCGGUUUGCAGUGCCCCCAGCAUUAGGGAGCAGCAUAUCUGACAAUGUUAUGAUAACAGUAGAUAUUAUUCCCUCAGGUUGGAAUCAACCUGAUGGAGAAGAAAGUGACAAGUCUAAAAUAUUAUCUUCAAGAGAUCCUGAAAGACUCCAGAAAAUUAAAGAGAGCCUCCUGUCAGAGGACACUGAAGAGGAGGAAGGUGAUUUAUGUAGAAUCUGCCAGAUGUCAUCUGCAUCUUCUACCAACCUCUUAAUAGAGCCAUGCAAAUGCACUGGAAGUCUGCAAUAUGUUCAUCAGGAAUGCAUGAAAAAAUGGCUGCAGUCCAAGAUUAAUUCUGGUUCUUCUUUGGAAGCAGUAACUACUUGUGAGCUGUGUAAAGAGAAGUUGCAUCUUAAUCUUGAGGAUUUUGAUAUUCAUGAACUCUAUAGGGCACAUGCAAAUGAACAAGCAGACUAUGAAUUUAUCAGCUCUGGUCUCUACCUUGUAGUAUUGUUACACUUGUGUGAACAACGCUUUUCUGAUAUGCUGGGAACUGCAAGUGAGGCCAGCACACGUGUCAGGUUUAUUAACCUUGCAAGAACUCUUCAGGCACAUAUGGAAGAUAUUGAAACUUCAGAGGAUGAUUCCGAAGACAGUGAUGCUGGCAGAAGUUUUGACACUGCUUAAUGCUGCAAGAGCCAAACAGAAGUGCUGCAAAGAUGCUGAACUAGCAAGAAAGUACCAUCAAUAUGCAUUUAUUUUUUGCUCUCUUUA
Emys orbicularis (European pond turtle) is the source of this 2535-nucleotide messenger RNA. It is a transcript of the gene MARCHF7, whose product is annotated as membrane associated ring-CH-type finger 7. The transcript has 12 exons. Bases 178 to 2448 code for a protein of 756 amino acids. The record is from RefSeq and is a predicted model, not a curated record. NCBI's taxonomy places the organism in Eukaryota, Metazoa, Chordata, Testudines, Emydidae. Gene Ontology annotation, biological process: protein autoubiquitination. Gene Ontology annotation, cellular component: nucleus. Gene Ontology annotation, molecular function: ubiquitin binding; zinc ion binding; ubiquitin conjugating enzyme binding.